Cannabis sativa is the source of this 2337-nucleotide messenger RNA. RefSeq names its product phloretin 4'-O-glucosyltransferase-like. The transcript has a single exon. Lineage: Eukaryota; Viridiplantae; Streptophyta; Magnoliopsida; Rosales; Cannabaceae. The record is from RefSeq and is a predicted model, not a curated record. Gene Ontology annotation, molecular function: UDP-glycosyltransferase activity. Bases 1354 to 2229 code for a protein of 291 amino acids.
UAAGUAAAAUUAAUAAUUUUAUUCUAAAUUAUAAUACAUGUAUAAACAUUUUAUUUACUCUAAAAUAAUUUUAUUAUUACAUAGUAUUAAUAAUUAUUUAUUGUUAUUUUGUUACAUUGAUAUUUUUUUGUAUUUAUAACAUCUCAAUUAGAAUAUAAUUUACCUGAUCUCAAGUGUAUUCUUGAAUAGAGAUUAUAUUGUAUAAUUAUCUAUUACUACUACUACUAGCAUUGAUGACCUAUGCAGCAAGGAAGUGCACCAGCAUUGAAAGUAAUGGUCCCAAUCAUAGAAGAUUUGGCUUGCAAGCUUGAGGCUCUAGCAUGCUUGCUGAGACUCCACAUGGGGUGAAGUAGGCAACAUUCAAUAGAAGAUCACUUUUUGAUCCCCAAUUCCAAUUUUCCCAACAACAACAGAUUUCUCUACCCUCUAAAGUUACCUGCCUAGAAUAUAUAACUAAUUUAUGUUUAAAUAAAUAAAUAAAUAAAUAAAAACUUUAAUUAUUAGAGUAAUGCAGGGCAUCUUAAAGUGUUUUUACUAUCAUCAUAAAACGUGACAUAAUGUUAUUGAUGUAUUUUAAUAUUAGAUUGAUAUAUAGAGAACUGCUAAUAAAUUAUAAAAUAUCAUUAUCAGUGUAUUUAAUGUGCUUAAUAUCAAUGCUUGAAAAAACAAAAUUUUGAGAUUUUGUAUUUGUUAUUUAUUAUUUUGUACCUCUUUUGCAAAACGGUUGGUUGGAUAGCUAUUAAUGGUGGGAUUAGCACUACCACCAAUGGCAUACAUCUCUCAAUACGUGUAGUCAUUGUUUACCACAUGGAAAUAUCUGUCUACAUCUCUGUUAUUAUUUCAAAACUCAGUUGAUUUACAUUAAAAAAAACAUUAAUUAUUUCAGUUUUAAAACUAUCUUUACUGUAACAGUCAGUAGUCCUAUGAUCCGUAAAGAAAAAAACUGGGUAAGCUGUUCAAUCUCACAUCGCCUGGGGAAAGUCAAGUGUGAUGAUUUUAAGACAAUGUAGGUAUGAGACUACACAGUUGAAAAAAGCUUAAAUGGAUUAAUUGAUACUACCUAUAUCAACAAGGUGCAUCUUAUUUUUCGGUAGCCCAUCACGAAAGAACUCCACAGUUAAACAUGCUUGACUUGGAGUAAUUUUAGGAUGGGUGAUCUCCUGGAAAGUUUUCACAAGAAGCGUGCGCGAGUGAGGACAAAGCACACUGGAAACCACUCGUGUUGAUCUAUAGGGUCAGUUGGCAAUCCAUGAAGCAGCCAGAGUGAUGUACUCGUGUAUAAGAGUCAUUUAUUCUGUGAGUGUAAGGGCCUAAUAAAAACUUGAAGCGGGGACGUUAUAUUUACCGUCGUUUAUGGAUGCGAAAGAUACUUAUUUGUUUGCUAUUCCUCUCCUUCUAGAGGAAUUUGAUAUACUCGAGAAGAAAGUUAGGCCGAAAGUCUUGGUCAACAUUAUUUACGAGUUGGAGAGAGAGGCUUUCGGUUCUGUAGUAAGCCAAUUAAUUUUGAUUGGAAUUGGACCUUUGAUUCCGACAUCUUUUCUUGAUGGAAAAGAUGUCACUUCUAAUAAUGAUGACCCGUCGAAAGAGAAGUACAUUGAGUGGCUUAACUCGAAGCCUGAAACAACAGUUGUUUAUGUGUCGUUUGGGAGUAUGGCGAUUUUGUCUGAGCAACAAAUGGAGGAAAUGGCUAAAGGGUUGUUGGAAUUUGGUCGCCCGUUGUUGUGGGUCAUUAGGGAAAGUAAAGAUAGUAAUAAUAAUAACGAGUUGAGUUGUAGAGAAGAGUUGGAUAAGCUUGGAAUGAUAGUUCCGUGGUGUUCUCAAAUGGAGGUUUUGAGUAAUGCGUCAGUUGAGUGUUUUGUGACUCAUUGUGGUUGGAACUCGACGUUGGAGGGUUUAACUUCGGGGGUUCCCAUGAUAGGGUUUCCCCAAUGGUCAGACCAAGGGAUGAAUGCUAAGUUGAUUGAAGAUGCAUAUGGAACUGGAGUUAGAGUGAAACUCAGUGGGGAAGGAGUUGCGGGAAAUGAAGAGAUUAAGAGGUGUUUGGAAUUAGUCAUGGGAGGAAAAGAAACCGUAGCGGUAAAUAUUGGGAAGGAAAGUUGGGUGGAAAAGAGAAGAAAUGCGAAGAAAUGGAAGGAUUUAGCUCGAGAAGCUGUUAAAGAAGGCAGAUCUUCUGAUAAGAAUCUCAAGGCUUUUGUGAGUGAGAUGGUUGAACGAGGUGGUAAUAAGUAAUAUCUUGAAUCUUCUAAUUAAAAUGUUGUUUGUAUAUCUUAAAAGAUAUGUUUACAUAACUAUCCUUAAAUGAAGAUGUUAGUUUUAAAUUUCGUGAUAUUUUUCAAA